AUGGAUUCACAAUUUGAGAAAAUGAGAUUGUGUAUCAAUAUAAAGGAGCUAAAUAAUGUCAAAACGGUAGGUAUUUGUGGGAUGGGUGGCAUUGGAAAAACAACUAUUGCUAGUGUCAUCUUCAAGGAAAUGCAAUGCCAAUUUGAGGGUAGUGCUUUUCUUGCGGAUGUUAGAGAAACUUCAAGAAAAUAUGGUUUGAUCACUUUACAAAGGCGACUUUUAUGUGCAACAUUGAUGGAAAGAGACAUAGAUGUGUACGAUGUGUACAAUGGAGUUUAUCACAUAAAAAAUAGGCUAUCUCGGAAGAAGGUUUUGGUCAUUCUUGAUGAUGUUGAUGAGUUGGAGCAAUUAGAAUUAUUAGUUGUGAGAAAAGAUGAAAACUGGUUUGGAGUUGGAAGUAGAAUCAUAAUAACGACAAGGGAUGAACAUUUGUUGAUCCAACAUGAAGUAGAUCAAAUAUAUAGGGUUGAAGAGUUAAAUCAUCAUGAAGCCCUUCAACUCUUUUGCUUGAAAGCCUUCAAGAAAGAUUGUCCACCACAAGAUUACAUGGAGCUAUCCAACAAAGCUGUAAACUAUGCAGGUGGCCUCCCAUUAGCGCUUAAUGUUUUGGGUUCCUCCUUGUAUGCUAGAUCUGUGAAAGAAUGGAGCAGUGCAUUGAAGAAGUUGAAAGAAAUUCCCAAUGAAAAAAUUCUAAGAAAAAUGAAACGUUAUUUGAUGAAAGUACUGGAAAGUAGUGGAUUAUACCCCGAUAUUGGUAUAAGGGAGCUUAUCGAUAAAUCUCUCAUAACUAUUUCAGACAACUGUGUGUGGAUGCAUGAUUUGCUUGAAGAAAUGGGUCAAGAAAUUGUUCAUCGAGAAUGUCGAGAAGAGCCUGGACGACGUAGUAGACUAUUGCUUUAUAAGGAUGUCUGUCACAUCUUUAUGAAUGAUACGGGAACAAAUCUAAUUGAAGGUGUAGUCCUGGAUUAUAUGUUUGAUCAAGGAGAAAGAUACAUGAGUUCUAAAGCCUUCUUGAAGAUGAAAGCUCUCAGAUUGCUCAUACUUUUCAAUUUAAACCUCUCCAAAGACAUUGAAUAUCUUUCCAAUGAAUUAAGGUACUUGGAAUGGAGUGGGUAUCCUUUCAAAUCUUUGCCACAAACUUUUCAACCAGAUCAACUUGCUGAGCUCCAUUUGUCUUAUAGCAGAAUUGAACAAUUAUGGAAGGGAGUAAGACCUUUAAAGUUGUUGAAGAUAAUUGAUCUUAGUUACUCCAAAACAUUAAUCAAGACACCCGACUUUAGAGAGAUCCCAUACCUUGAAGAGUUGAUUCUUGAAUGUUCUCUUCCAAGUAGCCUGUGUAAUUUGAAGUCUCUUAAAGUUUUUAGAUUGACUGGCUGCUCGAAUCUUGAAGAAUUGCCAGAUAAUAUAGGGGAUAUGACAUCUUUGGAUGUGUUUGAAAUAGCAGGAAUCGGUUCAACAUCAUUGCCAUUAGCUCAGCCAUGGGAUUGUCUUUGCCCAUGGUGGCCAAUGCCUAAGAAACCUACACCUGCCAUGUCCUUUGAGUUGCCUUCUUUAAGAGAAUAUCUAGAUCUAAGCGGAAAUGAUUUUGUAAGCAUGCCUGAAAGCAUUAGUCAACUCUCCAAACUCUUAGCUCUUAGUUUCAGCAAUUGUAAGUGGAUUCGAUCAUUUCCAAAUAAUCUUUCUUCGGGUCUCAAGCAUCUUAGUAUGGUGGGUUGCUCUUGCUUGGAAACUUCACUAACUACGAGUAUAAGUAGAAAUUUUAAACUUGAAAACCUUCACUUCGUUGAUUGCAAGAAGCUUCAGUCCUUGCGUGAUCUUUCAUCAACCAUUUUACAACUUAGUGCGGAAUGUCUAACUACACAGGAAAGUAUUCCAAAUCCAUUUGAAGCAAACACUUCAAGAACUUCAUCGUGCACUCUUAUAAAAUGGGGACUCUUUAGUUCAAGCACCCUUAUAUCAUUGUGUUUAGCCUCAAGUGAAGUUCCUGUGUGGUUCAACAAUCAAGGCUCGGGGUCUUCAUUAGAAGUGCAGCUACCUCCUUAUUGGUUGAAUUACGGAAGGGGAGGAUUCUGUUUAUCUGGAGUUUUUAGAUUCCAUCAUGAUCAGCCUCCUUCAGUGGAUACUUGGACUGUUGUGUGUGACUUGCAUGCAUACAAUUUGCCGUCGGAACAAAGUUUGUUUCUAGGUCGCUUUACGAUGGAAAUCGCUCAAGAUUUAUGCAUCACUUCUGAUCAACUUUGGUUUAGCUUUGUGCCUUCUAGCUCCAUAACUUGUCUAGAUCAGUUGGAAGGAUGUAAUCAACUUAAGGCGUCAUUUUUUUCUGACCAGUUAGAGGUGAAGAAUUGUGGACUUCGUCUAAUAUAUUAUGAGGAUGAAGAUGUAAGGGAAUUAAUGUCGUGCGAUAAUCCUUUUGAGGAUUUGGGUCUCCCAGGAAUAACUAUUGCAGAGAUAUUUGCAUUUAUUUACCGUUGUUGA
Messenger RNA from Hevea brasiliensis (rubber tree), 2475 nucleotides. RefSeq names its product disease resistance protein RPV1-like. Gene Ontology annotation, biological process: defense response. The record is from RefSeq and is a predicted model, not a curated record. The transcript is spliced from 8 exons. The coding region runs from base 1 to 2475 and encodes 824 amino acids. Lineage: Eukaryota; Viridiplantae; Streptophyta; Magnoliopsida; Malpighiales; Euphorbiaceae. Gene Ontology annotation, molecular function: ADP binding.